GGCGUGUCAAGAUGGCGGCUACUGUGAUACGGCGAGUUGCGGCGCUGACUCGGGUCCCGGCGUGGCGCCGUGCCGACCCGCGCCGCUCCCGGCACGCCCUGCGGCCGGCGCCCAGGUACGUGCCCCGACGGGCGGUGCUCUACGUGCCCGGGAACGACGAGAGGAAGCUGCGCAAGCUGGCGUCCCUCCGCGCGGACUGCGCCGUGCUGGACUGCGAGGACGGCGUCGCCAUCAACAAGAAGGAUGAGGCCCGGGAAACCAUUGCAAGGGUGCUGCCGGAGCUGGACCUGGGCCGCACCGAGAAGUGUGUGCGCAUCAACUCGGUGUCCAGCGGCCUGUGGGAGCGUGACCUGGAGGUGCUGCUGCGCUGCGACCCGUUGCCUACUGCCCUCAUGUUGCCCAAGGUGGAGGAUGUCUCGGAGGUGCAGUUGUUCAUGGACCGAUUUCGGCACCAUAUGAGCGGCAGGUCGCCGGCUGAGCCCAUCCGCCUGGUCACAUUUGUGGAAACCGCGGCGGGCCUGCUCAAUUUUAAGGCCGUCUGCGAGGAGGUCCGGCGACUCGGCCCGGAGGUCGGCCUGCUGCACGACGCCGUCGUCUUCGGCUCCGACGACUUCUGCGCCAGCAUAGGUGCCGCACGGACCGGCGACGCCCGCGAGCUCCUCUACGCCCGACAGAAGGUGGUCGUGACGACGAAGGCCUUCGGCCUGCAGGCCAUCGACCUUGUUUACAUCGACUACCGGGACGAGGAGGGUCUACGCAGACAGGCGCGAGAGGGCGCGCUCAUGGGCUUCACGGGAAAACAGGUCAUCCAUCCCAACCAGAUCAAGGUCGUCCAGGAAGAAUUUUCCCCAAGUCCCGAACGGGUCAAAUGGGCUCAGGACCUGAUCGCCGCCUUUGCCGAGCACCAGAAACUAGGGAAGGGCGCCUUCACCUUCCAGGGCAGCAUGAUUGACAUGCCUUUGCUCAAGCAGGCCCAGAACAUCGUCACCCUGGCGGCUUCCGUCGCGGACAACUGGAAUGGGAGGGGGGUGUGGUGUGCGGGAUUGGAUUUGUGCACCGCUGCCUGCCCGGCCCAACCACCCCCCCACCCCCCCCCCCAAGGAUUGUGCUCCCAGAAGCAGCCCUGCAGAGUGCUGACAGUGUUGCUGGGACGAGGGCAACGGCAACACCCGGGGUCCACGGGUCGAUAAAGCAGGCCCCACGGAAGCCCCCGCCCUCCCCUGAGCCGUCAGGGCGGGGGGGCGGUCUCCCACGGCCCGGGGCCGCUCGGCGAAAGGGUAAACGAACGGAACGGCCCGCCCGCCCUCGUUCCGCCGCCGAGCCGCACGCUCCGCCGCCGCCGGCCCGCGGGAUCCUCCUCCGUGCGGCACCGGGUCAGAGCUCCGCCUGCCAAAGAGCCUCGGCGAAUUUCCCUAAACCGACAAUCGGAGAUUUUGUUCUCGGCCUCGUCGCCGAGCGCGAGCGAAUGAAUUCCUUUAAAGCGGGCGCACACCCCGAGCUGACCUGCACAGCAGCACGGCCGAGGCGCUCGCGCACACGCUCCGCAGGAGAGUCUGUUUGGCCUCUUUUCACCGCGUCAAUAAAAGCCAGUUUCACUAAAGCU
Molecule: messenger RNA, 1603 nt
Organism: Scleropages formosus (Asian bonytongue)
Lineage: Eukaryota; Metazoa; Chordata; Actinopteri; Osteoglossiformes; Osteoglossidae
Gene: clybl
Product: citrate lyase beta like
Exons: 9
Coding region: 12-1190 (392 amino acids)
Biological process (GO): regulation of cobalamin catabolic process
Molecular function (GO): (S)-citramalyl-CoA lyase activity
Source: RefSeq, a predicted model, not a curated record